GGAAGUGAAGUCACUUCCGGGCUGGGGUGUUUGUUUGGACUGGAGAAGGGAGGCGGCGGGCGAAGCGCGCGUCGAGCGGGGGAGCGGCGCUGCCUGUGGAGAUCCGCGGAGGCCGACCGGAUUCGUUGGCUGCCGUCCCCGCUGCCGUGCACUGGGUUAAAAACGACAACUAACGCCAACCAUGAAAGAUCCAAGUCGCAGCAGUACUAGCCCAAGCAUCAUCAAUGAAGAUGUGAUUAUUAAUGGUCAUUCUCAUGAAGAUGACAAUCCAUUUGCAGAGUACAUGUGGAUGGAAAAUGAAGAGGAAUUCAACAGACAAAUAGAAGAGGAGUUAUGGGAAGAAGAAUUUAUUGAACGCUGUUUCCAAGAAAUGCUGGAAGAAGAAGAGGAACAUGAGUGGUUUAUUCCAGCUCGAGAUCUCCCACAAACUAUGGACCAAAUCCAAGACCAAUUUAAUGACCUUGUUAUCAGUGAUGGCUCUUCUCUGGAAGAUCUUGUGGUCAAGAGCAAUCUGAAUCCAAAUGCAAAGGAGUUUGUUCCUGGGGUGAAGUACUAAAAUAUUUGAGUAGACGGGGCCCUCUUUUGGUGGAUGUAGCACAAUUUCCACACUGUGAAGGCAGUAUUAGAAGACUUAAUUGUAAAAGCUCUCUCUUGUCACUGUGUUACACUUAUGCAUUGCCAAAGUUUUGUUAGUCUUGCAUGCUUAAUAAAAGUGCUGAGACUGUUAUUAAGUAAUAAGCUGUCAAACAUUUACUGAAAAUAGAAUUGGCCCCAUGGCUUGAUGUGAAGACAGCGAGGAAAGAAGCACCAGUCAAGAUGUAACAAAGCGCCAAAUUAAAAUGACCUCUAAAUCUUCGUGAAUUGCCUUUUUUGAGGCUAAACUGGUCCCUGAGCGUUAGCUAACCGUUGUUAAUGUCCAAACUUUUUUUUUUUUUAAACGAGUAAAUUUAAGUUCAAGUUAUUAGGCAGAUUUCUCAGUUCAGACUUACUAAAUUUGCAUUUGUCACUAUCAAGAAGAAUUUCCUUUUUCUGAAGAAGGCCUUGUUAAUUAAUUUGAAACAAUUCAUUAUAGACAAGUAAGUCUUUGGUUACUGAGUUUAUAAGGUAAUGCUCAUGAUGAGAACUAACCCUGGCUUUUAUGGUAUGUUAUCACGUAAGAAAUGUGAAUCCUCCUAGUGUUAGAUCUGAGGAUCUAGAUCUGAGUGCAUCUUCUCAGGUGUCACUGCAUCAUAGCCAUGCCUAUGUGAAGUGCAACAUUUGACCCACCAUAAUCCAAUUGAACAAAGAAAUUGUAACAUGAUUUGAGUGGUGCUUUUCCUUGCUUUGUUAACCAUCACUACAAUGGUCUGCAGCACAACUUUUCUUUUAACAAAGCUAGAACAGUUUUGGCUUCUUAAACUUCAUACUUGGGUAGGUUAAGCUGCCAUACGUGUUCAGUGUGAAUAGUGUUUAAGUUGAAAAUAUUGUAAAAAAAUUAUAUUUUUUCAAAAAUAUUUAAAAAAAUAAAUAAUAGUAGAACUGA
This is a messenger RNA of Felis catus (domestic cat), 1522 nucleotides long. RefSeq names its product poly(A) binding protein interacting protein 2 (gene PAIP2). NCBI's taxonomy places the organism in Eukaryota, Metazoa, Chordata, Mammalia, Carnivora, Felidae. Gene Ontology annotation, cellular component: cytoplasm. The transcript is spliced from 4 exons. Gene Ontology annotation, molecular function: mRNA regulatory element binding translation repressor activity. The record is from RefSeq and is a predicted model, not a curated record. Bases 182 to 556 code for a protein of 124 amino acids. Gene Ontology annotation, biological process: negative regulation of translational initiation.